AUGUCCAUGCUCAACGGGAAAAAAGGGAAGCCAAGGUAUAUCAAAGCGUCUGCUUCACCAAAAACAGGAAAAACUCGUGAAAAGGCCGGAAAGAAGAUACCCAUGAACCGCUCAAAAAGAAGAAGUGCGCAUACGCGUUUUCAAUCAACUUUUUAG
Molecule: messenger RNA, 156 nt
Organism: Serpula lacrymans var. lacrymans S7.9
Lineage: Eukaryota; Fungi; Basidiomycota; Agaricomycetes; Boletales; Serpulaceae
Exons: 1
Coding region: 1-156 (51 amino acids)
Source: RefSeq, a predicted model, not a curated record